Ostrinia nubilalis (European corn borer) is the source of this 5374-nucleotide messenger RNA. RefSeq names its product CDK5 and ABL1 enzyme substrate 2. The coding region runs from base 237 to 1841 and encodes 534 amino acids. The transcript has 10 exons. Gene Ontology annotation, biological process: regulation of cell cycle. Lineage: Eukaryota; Metazoa; Arthropoda; Insecta; Lepidoptera; Crambidae. The record is from RefSeq and is a predicted model, not a curated record.
AAGUUUGCGGUUUACGAUUAUUUUCAUUUUUUAUUUUAAUUUAAUUAUUACACAAUUCGAAAGGAAGAUUAUCCGUUUUGUGAAAUAUUUGUGUUAAAUUUGCUUGCAUAUUUACGUUACAAAAAUAAAUCAUAGUCCACUUAACUAUUCUCCACACUUGAAUUACAUAAAUAAAAAUAGGGCAAAACAUCUGGUCUGGUGCAUUAAUAGAUCCAAGAAAAGAAAUAUCAAUAAUUAUGACGAGUAAUCGAAGCAAAUAUGAGAAAGCAAGGCGGCGGCUGGCUGCUGUAACCUUUUUGUCAAAUAUAUCGCUUGAUGGAACAUUCAAGGACACAGAAUUAGCUCAGAUUGCAGAAAAGUCUCUGAAGAUUGAUAAAACUGACGCAGUGCGUGAUGUACACAAUGAAAAAGAGGUAACUCUUAGAAAUGGCGUUCGCCCUCGAUCUAAGGGACCACAAGCAAGUCCUGUGCACCGUCUUGGGGCUGAUAACCAUUCUUUGAGUUCUGACUCUGAGCUCACAGCAACAGUCACUCCUGUAAAAAGUAGUGCUACUCAUGCAUUUAGAGAGAGAUGUUCAACAGGAAACACAGACUCAUUCAAAGAUAAACAUCCCGCUACUAAAACCAAGAAGGGUCAUCUUGUUUCACUUACUGGAGCCACAACAGAUGAUAGAAGUAGCUCAGAAAGCCUGAACUUUGGUAAAGGCCGAUUCCGCUCCAGCAACACUUGUAUACCAGAAAAUCAUUUAGUAAAUAAGGAGGUGAGACUAGUUCGUGCCACAAGAGGUGUAUCAUUCAAAGAUGAAAGACUUGCCUUUGCCCCAUCUCAAGGUGUGCCAUGUGUGGUGUUCAGUACUAUUCCAUAUUCAAAAACUAUCCGUAGUGUACGUACUGAUCUUAGAAAAGAUGGUGUGAGAAGGCGUAAUACAUCUGGACCUAGACCACUAUCAUCAAUCACUGACAAUGGGGUAGAUCCCUUCGAUCUUCUUGGCUUAGAAAAAGAAGAAAAUGGCCAAGAUAUUUCAUACUCUAAAUUGUUGGUGCCAUCACGAGUAUGCACAAGAGAACAAUAUAAAAAAAUGUAUGAAGGUGAUUUCACUGAUAAAGCCAGUUGGAAAAUUUUAAAUCGUCAUCCCCAUGUUAUAGCCAGGACAAAAUUAUUGACGAGACACAAGGAUAAAAAAUGGUGCUUUUCUUACGAAUCAUCUCAGAGGACUACGAUGGCGUCUUCGCCACCGCACUCUACCGUUGAAAUGAAAACCUUUGACUGGGAUGAGGGAUCUCUGCUGUCGCAGAAAUUUGUACACUACUGCCCAAAUGUCUUAGAUGACCCAGAGCUCAUAGCAGGGAAACAUCGGACGCUCCUGACCUUUACGUCCUACAUGACUUCGAUUAUCGAUUACGUGCGUCCGCAAGACCUGAAGAAAGAGUUAAAUGACAAGUUCAGGGAGAAGUUUCCCCACAUUAAAUUGACGCUUAGCAAACUGAGAAGUAUCAAAAAAGAAAUGCGAAAAAUUGCCAAACACGACAAUGGUGGGAUUGACUUGCUAUCUGUCGCUCAAGCUUAUGUUUACUUUGAGAAACUCAUUCUGGCGAAUCUAAUCAACAAGGACAACCGCAAAUUAUGCGCCGGAGCGUGUUUGUUGCUGUCGGCUAAAUUGAAUGACGUCAAGGGUGAAAUGUUGAAAGCACUUAUUGAGCGCAUCGAAACAACGUUCAGAGUGAACAGAAAAGACUUGAUGAGAUUCGAGUUCGCUGUUCUCGUGGCGCUGGAGUUCGGCCUGCACGUGCCUCCUUACGAGGUGUUCCCCCACUACCAGCGGCUGCUACACGACUCGUGACCCUGGCGCCGGCUGGCCUUCGAGCCAUGCGCGCGCGUGUGCCACCGCCGCCGCGCCAGCAUCGUCGACAACCUCCGGGCGAGCGCUUGGAUGUAAACCCAAUUGAUAAAACGGUCAGUGAGGAUGCUGACAUUAAAAUAAAUGCUCAUAUUAGCCAACAGUGACUAUUGAAUGCUGACACUAAAUGCUCAUUAGCCAACAGUGACCAUUGAUUGAUUGAUGUGCCAUCGCUUCGCGAUGCACCAGUAUCUUUCGAUAAUCAAAAUAAAAUUAAACGAUUCCAUUCGACCAAUGGAUGCUGAUGCUGAUAAUAAUCUGCGAGUUGCGUAACAUGUGAAUGUAGCCCCACGUUGUGCAUGCGCACCAUCUUUGACAACCUCGGCGGGGCGAGUGCUUGGAUGUAAACUCGAACUGCUAGCGGGGACGCUGACAUUAGUUAGUCGACUACUGGAUGCUGAUAUUAAACUAAAUUGUGCUCUUUUGCCGACGGUGAUUUUUGAGCUAUGUGCGCACAGAAAUGUGCCACCGUGAUUCGCCAGCUUCUUUCAAACAAAAUACUGUCAGCGAAAUUACUGCUCAUUUGCCAACGGUGACCAUUGAAUGCUGACAUUAGACUGAAUGCUUUUCGAAUUGCGCCAUAGACAACUUCAGAGUGAGUCCUUUAAACUGUGUGCGGUCACUUGACUAUUGAAUGCUAAAUGGUAAAUUAGACUAAAAUACACAUUUACAUGAAAAAAUUGAGCGGUGGCUGAAACUGCUUGACAGAAUAGAAAUAAAACUCUGCAUGAGCUCCAUCUACCAUUGAAUGCUGAAAUAAGAGCAACGUUUACUAUACAUAUUCAGUGUAUUGACCCUGACAAUUAGCUGGGUGAGUUCUAUAACUUUAUUAUAAUAUACAUGAAUAAUAAAAAUAUAACUUUAGUAUAACUGCAGUUUAGUUUUUAAUUUGAGUGACCGAAGUCGGCGAUUCCCGAUAGCCAUAAUUUAAUUCGACUAUUUCUGAUAUGGCCUAAGAAUCAUAAUAUGUCAGUUUACUCAAAUUAAAAACAAGAUAAUUAUAAUUGCGUAGGUAUACUGUAAACAUGUAAUUUACUGUCGAAUAAAAGAAAGCAAACCGCCCCAUAUAAUCUACACAGGCUGGGCGUAGAAGUGACGUCCAAAGCAAAAUUCUAGAUUCCUUAUGACAGGGGAUGUCUGAGUCAUCCGGAUCUAAGAUUGUUUGUAUGUAUUUUCCUGAUAUUUGGAAUCAUUAUUUUAUGCCUUUGACGUAAUUUUUCCGGUCACCUAAAUGUAAUUUAAUGUAAUGAUGUAUUUUAUAACGAAGUAGUUAACGUAGAUGAGUUGUAAGUAUUCAAAGUAAAAUUAAUAUUUUAAUAGAAGACUUGUUUCAACUGUGGGAUGCGAACUGUUUAGCACAAGUAACUUAAACAACGAUUAUGAAUUAUCGUUGCUGGGAUUAUUAUUAGAAGUAAACGUGUUGAAAGUUUAACAAAGUGAAUGUUGUAUGUAGCUUAAAAUGUGAUUAAUUGAUUAAUACGCUUGUAAACAUAGCUUUAGCUCCCUAUAAUGUUCCUAAUGCCCGUUUUCACCAUCAAUCCCUAAUUUUAAAGCGACCCCUAUGAAAACAAAAUUCCUGUUUUAAGUUACCAUAGGGGUCACUUAAAAAUUAGGAAUUGAUGGUGAAAAUUGACAUAAGUGUCCUAAAUUAGGUUAGGAACAUAAUUAUUUGUAGUUAUAUCCUCUUGCCUAUUGCUCUAAUUGACUUCGUUUUACCCGUGGCCCCACUACAUUAUAUCCCACUGGUGGAUUUACUGUUAUUUAUUUUGAGACGGACCACAUUAUUUAUUCUAAUACAGUGAAAAAUUAAUAAACGUAGAGAGCUUGGGACCACGGGUAAAACCGGUGAUUGCCAUCUCUUCAAAACUUAUACCGCCUCAUAAGUGCCCAAUUACAAACUUCUCGAUAUUAGCUUGUGCCCUUUUACCUCUUAAAACCUUGAACAUUCUUGAUAGAUACUAGUACCUAUUACUAGUGUAGCAAAUAGCUCUUACUAUGAUACUUAUUUCCUUAUGGGAUUUCUGCCUAUAUCUAAGUAUUUUAUAAUCGCCUGUAAUAUUCAGUUCAACAUUGUUAACCGUUUUACACAACUGUUGUAUGCAUAUCCAUUGCAUAUUCGAUACGCCUCAAUGCCCGCCUUACUGCUUACGCAUGUAACAUUACAUUUUAAUGAACCGAAUCACUUCAGGCAACUGAAACGUUUUUUAGAGACCAAUAACCUCUUAUCAGACCAACAAUUCGGCUUUCGACAUGGCAAAUCGACCGGUGACGCGGUGCUUGAAUUAACAAAUUCUAUAAUAAAGGAACUAGACAAAAAAGGUAAAUGCCUAACAAUAUUCCUUGACCUUGCGAAGGCCUUUGACACGGUCUCCGUCCCCAACUUACUAAAAAAGAUGGAACGGAUUGGGGUCAGAGGUUUGCCGCUGAAGCUACUGGAGGACUACCUUAGUGAUAGGAAGCAACAGGUUAAAAUAAAUAACUGGUUGAGCCAAGUAACCAAUGUCAACUUCGGCGUACCCCAGGGCAGCGUCCUCUCACCAACUCUCUUCCUGAUCUACAUCAAUGAUCUGACAAACCUUCGAAUCACUGGUGGCAGGAUCUACUCGUUUGCUGAUGAUACUGCUCUGUUGUUCAGCGGACGUGACUGGAAGGAGGUGUUCGGUCUCGCCCAGGAGGGAUUCAAUACGGUUAAUAAUUGGCUGCGUUAUAAUGCUUUGACACUCAAUGUAGACAAAACAAAAUACAUACCUUUUGCUCUCAAAGCUAACUACCUUCCACCAUCAACACUGGAUAUUAUUUCUCAUUCCUGCGGGGCGGGCUCGCGCACCUGUUCAUGUCCGAUGAUCCAAGCCACAGAUAACAUAAAAUACCUCGGUAUAAUUCUCGAUCACUCGCUAAGUUUCAAACAACACAUCAAAGCUCUCGUGCCUAGAUUACGAAAACUAAUAUUUAUCUUUAAGAAACUGAGACAUGUUGCACACCGCCAGGUCAUCGGGAUGGUUUUCCACGCACUAUGCCAAUCGCUUGUACAGUAUUGUAUUGUCUGCUGGGGAGGUGCAGCAAAAACCCAUUUAAUAGAGGUGGAAAGGGCGCAACGAGCCAUUCUGAAAGUUGCCGCUGGCCUACCCUUCCGCUACCCUACUGCAGACCUCUAUAAGGACUGGGGUGUUCUGACUGUACGACAGUCUUUCAUCCUACAAACAGUCCUAAAAAUGCACUCCACUCUACAAUACCAACCUGAUUCCCUGAAGGAUAAGCGUAGAAUCGGAAAGGUUUGCACACCCCUUCGCUGCCACACCAGUCGCUCCCUUCAUCUAUUUCAUUUCCUUGGUCCAUACCUAUAUAAUAAACUCAACACCAAAUUAAAUAUAUACCCACUAUUGAGAUUCCACUGCAAGCAAUUAGUCACAGCUUUUUUAAAAACCUUAGAAUACGAAGAUACUGAAGGGUUACUAACUGUUGCAAAUAUCUAGCAU